UUUCCCUUUCCUUUUCUGUUAUUUACAUCAUGGUUGAUAAAGGACUUUAUUCAGACUUAAAUAAUCAUCCUCUAUCUGAGGUGCAAAAUAGAAAAGAAUCAAUAAUGACAAAGUCAUUGAGUGAUGAAGAUAAAAUACAAGAAGCAACAAAUACACUUGAUAAACUCAAAAUAACAGAUCAAAAUAGAGUAUUUAAAAAUAUUUUACCUGAAAAUAAUGACCUGGAAACUGAAGUAGAAGGUGCAUAUCAUUGGCAUAUUAAAGAUUGGAAAGCUUUAAAGAACAAAUCCCAUAGUCCAAUCUUUCACUUGAAUGGAUUUCCUUGGCGUAUUUUAUUGUUUCCUAGAGGAAAUAGUCAAACGAAAUCUCUUUCUGUUUAUCUUGAAAUUGCUAAUCCAAAAGAACAUGGUAUUCCUGACGAUUGGCAUGUGUGUGCUCAAUUUACACUUGCUAUAUCUAAUCCUGAAGACCCUACUAUCUAUUUCACAAACAGUGCUAAUCAUCGUUUCACAGCAGAGGAAGUCGAUUGGGGAUUCACGCGUUUUUAUGAUAUAGAAGAACUUGAGCAAUGCACAGUUACUGGUAAAGGUCCUUUUAUGGUCAAUAACGAAAUGAUUGUUUCAGUAUUUGUUCGAGUUGUGAAAGAUGAAACUGGAGUCCUGUGGCAUAACUUUGUCAAUUAUGAUUCUCGCAAAGAAACAGGUUAUGUAGGAAUUAAAAAUCAAGGAGCUACUUGUUAUAUGAAUUCUCUUUUACAAUCCCUUUAUUGUACAAAUCAAUUCAGAAGGGCAGUCUAUCAGAUACCUACUGAAAAGGAUGAACCUACCAAGUCUGUCGCACUUGCUCUUCAACGUUGCUUUUACAAUUUACAAUAUGCUUCAGACCCUGUAGGCACAACUGAAUUGACUAAAUCAUUUGGUUGGGAUUCGUUAGAUGCAUUCAUGCAACAUGAUGUACAAGAAUUUAAUCGUGUCUUGCAAGAUAAUUUAGAGGAAAAGAUGAAGGGAACUCCAGCGGAUGGUGCUAUUUCUAAAUUAUUUGAAGGCAAAAUGAAAAGUUACAUAAAAUGUAUUAAUGUCAAUUUUGAAUCUUCAAGGGUAGAAGAUUAUUAUGAUAUUCAAUUGAACGUAAAAGGAUGCAAAGAUUUAAAGGAAUCGUUUGAUAAUUAUAUUAUGGUCGAGACAUUAGAAGGUGACAAUAAAUACAUGGCAGAAGGGUAUGGACUUCAAGAUGCACAUAAAGGGGUUAUCUUUGAAACCUUUCCUCCUGUUUUACAUUUACAAUUAAAGCGUUUUGAAUAUGAUUUUAUGAGGGAUACAAUGGUGAAGAUUAAUGAUCGUCAUGAAUUCCCCGCUGAAAUCAAUUUAGACAAGUAUUGUUCAAAGUCUGACGAAGAUGGGCCAUAUGAUUAUGAACUACACGGUGUUCUUGUUCAUAGUGGUGAUAUCUCUGGUGGUCAUUAUUUUGCAUUAAUUCGACCUGAAUCAAAUGAUAAAUGGUUCCGCUUUGAUGAUGAUCGUGUAACACCUGUUUCUAAAAAGGAAGUCUUUGAAGAGAAUUUUGGUGAUGAGCCUCUUCGAGAUAAUCAUUCAUCUUCUCUCUAUUCUAAUGGUCAUAUGAGAGUGAAUAAUGCUCGUAUGAUAAAACGAUUUACAAAUGCAUAUAUGUUGGUUUAUGUUAGAAAGAGUAAAUUGAAUGAUAUUUUGGGUCCUGUUUUAGAAACAGAUAUUCCUCUUCAUUUAAAAAAACGUUUAGAUGAUGAAAAGGCAAUAAUUGAAAGACGUAGACAAGACAAAGAAGAUAUGCAAUUGAAUGUAAAAGUAGCUGUUUUAUCAGAUAAAUCAUUUGAAGACUAUCAGGGCUUUGAUUUAGCUACUUUAGAUGAUCAACGUUUAGAAGUAUCAUCUCAGGUAGAUGUAUUCAAGAGGCCUAAAUUAGAAAAGUUGAAUGUAUUUAAACAGCAAUUAGCAGAACAUUAUCAAUUGGAGACGGAUCAAUUUAGGUUAUGGAGUGUUAUUUAUCGUCAAAAUAAAACAAUACGUGUUGAACAAUUGAUUACUACAAAUGAAGAACGUUCAAGUCUUGAGAAGCUAAGAGAACAAUGUUGUGUUGAAGCUUUACAUACUGGAUUUACAAAAUUAUAUUUGGAAUUGGCUGAUGAAGAUCAACCUUUACCUGUUAUUAAAAAUGAUCAAUUUAUUAUAUUUAUAAAGUACUUUGAUAUCAAGGAACAAAAGAUGAGAGGCCUUGGUCACUUAUUUGUUUCUUUAAAUGAUAAAGUCAGUCAUAUUUUAUCUACUUUGAUUGAAAGAGCUGGAUUACCUAAAAAUACUUCUAUUCAAGUAUAUGAAGAAAUUAAACCUCAAGCUAUUGAUAUGAUUAAGAGUGAUCAAACAUUCCGCAAGGCUGAACUUCAAAGUGGUGAUAUCAUUUGCUUCCAACGAACAUUAUCUCAAAAAGAAGCAUAUGAAAUGUCGAAAAAGGGAUUUAUUACCUCUGUUCCAGAUUAUUAUCUUUCUCUCUAUAAUAGAGCUUGUGUCUUAUUCAAGCCAAAGCACAACAAUACGAAUAAGCAUCAUGAAGAAAUUAAAUUAAUUCUCGAUAGAACUUCAAAUUAUAUGGCCAUUGCAAACAAACUAGCAAACGAAAUCCAAGUAGAUGCUAAUAAAAUUCGUUUAACUUCAUCUCAUGCUAUCACAAAUCAACCUCGAGACGUUAUUCAUUACAAGUCGGGUAUGCGAUUAGAUGAAAUGUUGAUUCACUUACCUAAACCAUUGGAUUAUCUUCAUUCUGUUAACAUUGAUACUUUAAAUGCACCUGUCAUGUAUUAUGAGGUGAUGGAUGUGAAUAUUGCUGAUUUAGAAACGAAACGAUCUAUUGAGGUCACUAUUAUUGGUCCUACAUUACGUAAGGAAACAAAGGUGACAGCUCUCUUACCACGAACAGGAUCUGUACAUCAAUUAUUAGAUCAAGUAAUUACAAAGGGUAAAAUGGAUAUCAAGGACCCUAAUCAAAUUCGAUUGUAUGAAGCUGUUAAUGGUAAAGUUACAAAAGAGUUUUCACUUGAUCAAACUGUAGAUAAUGUAGGAUGUGAAAAAUCAUCUAUUGUGUAUGCAGAGCCUAUUCCAAAAGAUGAAUUAGACAUGGAUUUAGAUUCAGAUCGUCUUAUUCAAGUAGUUCAUUAUCAUAAGCAUCCUACAGACUUUCAUAGCAUUCCUUUCCGAUUCGUAGCUAUCAAGGGAGAACCAUUUGAAGAAACCAAAAAGAGAUUACAAAAGAGAACAGGAUUAGGUGACUUGGAUUGGAAGAAAGUAAAGUUUACGAUACUAAGAAAUUUGAAUGCUCCUGUACCUCAUGUUGAAGUCAUUGAUCAACCUGACUUUGAAUUACGUAAAGCACGCCUUCAAGAAGAAGAUGCCCUUGGUUUAGAUCACAUAGAUAAAUCAUCUAAAAGCCGUUUUAAUAAUGUAUUUGAAAAAGGUAUCUUUAUUAGAGGUUAAACACACACACACACGCAUCUUUUGUGUAUGUAAUUUCUCUUUUUAAUUCUUUUUAUGUAUUUUAUAAUAAAUGUAUAAUAAUAAUAAUAAUGACAAUAAGUAAUUAUGAUCUUUGUUCCCUCCUCCCCCC
Molecule: messenger RNA, 3630 nt
Organism: Cokeromyces recurvatus
Lineage: Eukaryota; Fungi; Mucoromycota; Mucoromycetes; Mucorales; Mucoraceae
Exons: 11
Coding region: 30-3500 (1156 amino acids)
Biological process (GO): regulation of protein stability; protein deubiquitination
Cellular component (GO): nucleus; cytosol
Molecular function (GO): cysteine-type deubiquitinase activity; cysteine-type endopeptidase activity; protein binding
Source: RefSeq, a predicted model, not a curated record